Messenger RNA from Anneissia japonica, 7050 nucleotides. RefSeq lists its product as uncharacterized. Bases 215 to 2461 code for a protein of 748 amino acids. The transcript has 12 exons. The record is from RefSeq and is a predicted model, not a curated record. Lineage: Eukaryota; Metazoa; Echinodermata; Crinoidea; Comatulida; Comatulidae.
UUGAUGAGUAGCCCAGGCGGCGAGACGAUGUUUGUUUACCUCUCUGACAGCCUGUAUAGCACACAGAGCAAGCUAGUCAGGGCUGUGAUGCCUAAGUAUUUACUAGGCCUAGUAGAAACUUUUACCCGAGUUUAAGUAGGUGUGCAUAUUGACUUCAAGUAUACUAAGCAAUUUUUUGAACCACAAGAAGCUGAGUACCUAGAGAGAUGAUUGCAUGGCGCGAAAUGGGCUAGCCAUUGUGUCGAAACGCAACCUGAAGCUUGAGAAUUUCUUGAAGGUGAACCUAGCUCAGGAUGUAUUUGACAGGAUACAGGCCUACGAAGCCUGCAUAGUAAAUUCCGCUAAAGAGAAGAAAGCAUUGAAGUUUAAGUAUGCAGUUCUUGGAGACGAACGUUUGUAUAUUACAGAAAAUCCCCCGAAAGUUAUUAAAGAGGAAGAAGGUCUGCACCUUCAAGAUGUUAUAUCUAUCACUCUGGUAAACGAUUUUCCUGAUUUCUUGAGUGGAGAAGAGCGAGAAAACACCCAGCAUAUCUUGAUUAAACACUUGCAAGAAAGACCUGUUCCAAAGACAAGGAAAAAACCCACCAAAAAAGAUUUGAGUCAAGCAAAUGAAAAGCCCAAUGAAAAAAGCACUCCCGAUCUUCGUAUUUCAGACCCUGCCGGAACAACAUUUCAAGGCGACAGGCCGGAAGAAGCUAUUGAUAAACAACAUAAGGAAAAGAAUGGUGAUGGUCUGCGUCUUAACAGAAGCUUUGAUGAAACCACACUUUACUCAUUAAAACUCGAGGAUGGGUUUUCAUCAGAUGACAAUGAACCAAUGUCAGCUUCCCUUCCAUCAAGUACAUUUAAAACAAUAUCAAACGAGAAGGAUCAGCAGCGGGAAAAAGAGGAAGAAAACUUAAAAGCUGCAAAGCAAUCUAAAGGCAAAGUUGAGAGUGUGGACACCUGUCGUCCUCUCCCUCAAAGACCAGUUCAUAAUAAAGACUCCGCCCCUCGCUUAGAUACCUCUAACACAUUCACUGCAGACACAGCUUCCACAUUAGUUAACAGAGACAAAAAUUCUAGUAAGAUACCGCAAUCAAGAAACCUCCCGUCGCCAGAACUUGACAGCCCGAAUAGUCCAAACGCUAAGAAGAAAUCCCAGCCGUUUAAGUUCAAUUUGGAUGCACCACAAUCCAAGGAAUCUGUUGGUAAGAAGUCCUCUGACACAAAGAACCGACGUAGAAAAUCGCUGGCAAAGCCACGUAGUUUAGACAUUGAGAUCAGUUCCGCAGAGAGUAGCCAACCUUUGAUGCCAGAAGAAACAGAGGAAGUGACAUUUGUGAAAGAAGAAGUUGAGAUGCAUCUGUACAUUUUGUCUCCAUUCUCAACCUUCCUAAUGCAGCUCAGAAGCACAUGGAACAACUACAUUAUUCGAUCAACACGAAUGCUUGAAGCUACGUUUGCUGCUGAUAAAUUCACUAAUGGAUGUUCUCAACAAAUGCCAAAAGGAGCAAGCAGUCCAGUGAGAUUCGAUAGGGCUCAGUUACAGAGACAAUUUCAACAGAUGAAGGAAGAGAUAUUAAACGCAGCCAAUGACAUUGAGCAAUUAUUUGAACUAAUUGCCGAGCUGGGUACAGCUGCUGCCAAAUACUUCAUCAUUAAAAAACUAUUUUGGAAGAAUGUUGACCUGUUUGAGUUCUUUGUGAACAAAUUGCAGUGCUACCUUCCAAAAUCAACAACAGUUGACACGCAAUCUCGAGCUGAUGAACUUGAAAUGGUUGUUAUCAUAUUCAACACACUGGCACAGAUGCUAAGAGAAACAGAAAUGUUGCCAGAUAGACUCAACACACUGCAAGCUAACAAUGGCAAGAUGGUUCUGGACCUGCUUGUGAUGUUGACGUGUUUGCCAGAGGUGCCACAGCGAUGGCGUCCACCAAGAUUCAAGACAUCCAGUAUGCUCUUGGAAACGGAUGCACACCAUUGGGAGACUUACUCAGAUGCAGAGGUUUCUAAACUCGUCCAAGAGAUUACAAAUGUUUCAACUGCUGUAACCUUUGAACUCAUAUUGAUCGCGCAUCAGGCUAACUGGGGUAAUGAUGAAGGCAAGUUCUUUAACAUAUGCUGGUUGGUUAAGGUUCUGGACUCAUUUUCAACAACUGAAAAGUUUGUGGAAAGGCUGUUGGCACAGGCUAUGAAACUGUUGCUACCGUCCAAGGAUUCUGUCAUUUCACCGGAUGAUGCUGUCCUUCUCUUUCAGCAGUUCUUUGUUUUACAGACUUUUAUAGAGUACAGCUCCAGCAUAACGUCAUACAUUAGAAACAACUAUAUGGAGGAAUUCAGGUACUAUGUGCAAUCUCCCCAUAUCCUUGAAAAACUUCCAGUUAAAUAUCCAAUUAGACGACUGACGUUACAACUCAUAGAUGAAGUUCUAUCAUGCGUACUGCAAAAGAAGACGGUGUUGAAGGGUCAGAAAGUGUAGCUUUGGUUCCCAAAGGGUGAGAUGUUGUAAGCAUAGUUUUAGCACUCUCUAUUGUGGCAAUGAGCGGGAAGUUAAACUUAUAAAAGGUUAAUGGUUAUAAAAGGAACUUGCAAUUGUGUUGAGAUUUUUGCAGUGAAUAGAAAUAAUAGCUUUAGUCUCUCUCUAGCAAAUAGUGUAAAGUAUGACUUAAAUCUUUCAUGUAGAAAAUCAUUUAUGACAAAUAGAGAAUAUAUUGCUGAGGCUUUUUUGUGGCUUUAUUGAUUUUGAAGAUUGAGAUUUUGACAUUAUUAUUAUUUUAUAUGAAAUUUAAAUGAGAAAAUUUUAUAAUUUUUAUUCCAAUGGUAUAUGUGCAAAAUAUGAAUAGACAAGUAAAAAUUUAGAAUCCUUUGUUUGCAUAUUAAUGACAAAAAAUUGCAUUCUGUGAGGAUUAGCAUUUGGAACUGUAUUUUUAUAUUAUAAAAAGUCUUUAAAAAUUAAUUAAAGCAGUUGUUUUUUGGGGAAUUUACUUUUAAGCCCUACCCAGACUAUUACAUGUUAUUUGUGAUAUCACAUUUAUGACCAUAUAUAGGAAAUCAGGGGCGUCUCCAUAGAUUUUUUUGGAGGUGGGGGGGACAAUAGGAAGUCCACGCCACCACACCCCCCUCAGCCCCACCAUGAUUGGCGAAAACAAGUGGUAAAUAAUCAAACUCUCCUUUCGCCCAUUGUUGGAUCGCCACAGAACUCAUAGGUGCACUCCCUUUUUUCCUCAUUCCUCUCUUUCACUCAAAUUUUUCUCCCUCUUUUUUAUUUUUUGGCUUGACUGAUGAGGGGAGGGGGACACAGGCCCUCAUUUCCCCCAGCUAGAUCCGCCCCUAAACAUUUUGACUAUAUAUGGGUAUACAAUAGUGUUUUUAAAGAAAAUGUAAUAAUCUGGACAGAGCUUUUCAGUAAUUCAUAGAUUAGAUUUUAUGAAAAAAAAUUUUUUAAAUGUAUCAUUUAAUGUACUUAUAUUUUCACCUGACAUAUUUUUGUUUGGCUCGCAUAUUAAUAAUUCAUCCGUCCAUGCAUAUUUGUAUUUCAAAUGAGCUCUCCAUAAUGAGAUUAGCUGUCAUGUUAUGCAUAGCCCGAUCUAGAUCAUUACACAUUUUCUAUUUUUAGAUCAUUUCACAUUUUCUAUUUUUAGAUCAUUACACAUUUCCUAUUUUUAGAUUAUUACACAUUUUCUAUUUGUAUAUCAUUACACAUUUUUAGUUUUAAUGUAUUCUAAAUAUUUGUAUAAUGAUUCAUAAUGGGAUGGUUGCAUUAUUGUUAUUUAAUGUUGAUUAAUUUAAAUAGAAUAUUAAAUUUUUUAUGCCAUUUCAUAACUUUUGCCAUUAAAAUUGACUUGUCAUGGGACAGUUGCAUUAAUGUUAAUUAUGUUAAAUAUAAUAUUAAAAUUUUUAUGCCAUUUCAUAAAUUUUUCCAUUAAAACAUCCAAAAUAUUGCCGCCAUUAGGUAAUUUUUUUUUUCAACUAAUCGUAAUAAAUUGUAUUGUGUGCAAUUAAAUACUAUAAUCCAUAAAUUGCAAUGUAGCAAGAGGGCGCUAUUUAAUGAAAUGUAAGGCUGCAAUGCAAGAUACACAGCCAGUAGUAAUAGAAAGCCAAAAAUGAAUGGUUAUAAAAAGAACUUGGUAUUUUUUAUUUCAUUUGCUUGCCUGCAAAAAUUAAGAAUACUUGGCUAUAUGCGUAGUUAGUUAAAACUAAAUAAUCAUAUCAGGGGUUGUCUCACAGUCCUGCCAAUACACCAGCAUUUGUUUGUUUCCAGGGUUCCAGACCAAAUUUUCUUACGCUAUUCAAUUUCGCUUAGAGUAAGUUUUAUACCAAGUCGUCUUUCAUCUCCAAACAUACCAGACUAAUAACGUUUUGAAGCUAAACGACCAAAUCCUCAUUCAAGUAGUUCACAUUAUUUCAACAUAUUUCUAUUGUUUUUACAUGGUUUAUAUUCGCUAUCCCUAUAUAAUUUUUAUUAACAUAUCUAUAAUUGAGAGUGAUUUAUUUAUCCUAUUAUAUACAUUAUGUUUUUGUUUGCUGUUGGACCAAUAUUUUCUAAUUGUGACCAAACAUUACCUAACUUUAAAAUAUUGCAACCUUUAAUAAAUAUAAAAUGGUUUAAGAUUCUUAUAAGGGCUUUAAAUCACUACUUAACAAAGGACAGAAAAUUUCAACAAUUGAAAAUUUCACAUCCAUAAUUGUUUAAUUGACAACAGUCGGUUGAUUGAAGUAAUGCCAACAUAUGCUGAGCAAUAAUGUAGCACUUAGUAGUAGUAGUAGUAGUAUUCAGAGCCGUCCACACAAUCAGUAUCUGUGAUUUGCCCAUAUAUGGGUGUGAUGUCACAUCAUCAUUCCCAUAUUAGGAAAAAAUCACAUUUGUGCCAUAAAACUUGAUUGUAUGAACAGGGCUUUACAUAGAAUUUACAUGACAAUACUGAAUAGAUAGUGACACAGUUGCACCGGCAGUUACACUCAUUAAAGCUCUGUCCGCACUGUCAAAUUUGAUGUGACAAAUGUGUGUGAUGUGCCUACACAUAGGUAUGAUGGUGUCAUGUUACACCCAAGUAUGCGCAAUGUCACAUUUAUUUGUCACAUAAAAUUUGAUAGUAUGGACAAAUAUUUAUACUUGAAUAUGUUUGUAAGUGGCAGUCAACGUAGUAAGAAUUUAUUAUCAGCUGUGCAUUUCGCUUGUAUAAAGGCACUCUAUAUACAUUGCAUUGCUUUAUCUACAUUGCUUCUAUGGCAGGGUUGCCUGCUCUUGCACCAAGAUGGCAGCAACACUUACAAGCACAUAGACCCAAUGACCAAGGAAAAACUUGCAGCGCUUAGUAUCUGUAAAGAAAGGCGCUAUACAGUAUAUAUGACCAGAUUAGAUUAGAUUCUUAAUUAAUGAUAAAACAUAUUUUAGUAUGUAAUACAGGUGAGUCCGUCCAAACAAUAAUUGAUACACCUUGAUUUAUUAUAAUUAAUUGUUUAAAAUCUAGAUAAAUGUUUACCAUAGUUGUCAGUUUGAUGUGUCAAUCCAUGUUUUUUUUUUUAUUAUUACAGGAUAAAAUUGUUUUAUAUAAUGAUUAUGUAUAGGCCUAUUGUAUUAUUAAUUAUAUACUGCUUCUGUGUAAUGUUUGUGAAAAGAAUUUCUGAGGCUGUGAAAGCUUCCAAAAAAAAGGAGCCAAGCUCCAAGGAGGCUAUUGUCUUUGCUUAUGUUGGUGAUGGUGUAGACUGGGUUCCAGUCCCUAAACGUUGUCUUAAUCAGUGAAUAUGCUUAAGAAUAAAUCGAUUUUGGCACCAAUGGCGUUCCAUAUUUACUUAUUUGCAUGGCGUUCCAUAAUAUACUUUUUAAUUCGCAUCAAAAAGUUUCUCGACAUAAACUGACGCUGGUGGCGCUUUCCGAAAAGUGCUAAUACUAAGAAAAAUCAAUAAAUUAGAGACUUGAGGCAAGUCUAGUGGUGUUGGUAGUGGUAGCAUUGAUGGUGGUGGAAAAUUCAUUUUUACCAUUAUAGCGAUAUGUUGAUACAGGGCUCCCUUCAAUUAAAGACCACUUUUGAUACCAGGGUUUUCAUGGUCUUUAGCAGCUUUGGUCUCUAAUUAGAAUAAUAAAAAUAAAAGACAUUUUUUAAUUUAGGACCACAGAAAGUGGUCUUUAAUUGGAGGUUGUCUCAAAUUGGAGGGGUCUUUACUUAAAGGGAGACCUGUAAUUAGAAUUUUUUUCCCAUUUUCAUGUUUCCACUUUAAAAAAAGUUUUCAUUGGCUGAAGGAAAAUAAAUGUUGGUUAUGUUAACGUUGCACAUGUUAAUGAAAAUACACGUUUUGCAAAAUCAGCAUAAAAUGUAACUGUUAAUAAAUUGUAUAAUAGUAUGCAAUACAUGUAGAAAUGUUUCUGUACUAGCAAAAAAACCGAGAGUAUAAUGUUCUCAUAAUUAUUUCAUUAUUAGUGUUUUCAUUAUGUUAUGUUUCACUAGAUUCUUACAUUCCGUCCUUCAAUUUAAUUUCUGUAUGAUUAUUACCGUCCAUACAUUUUGGUGUAAUAAAUGUUAUUGUUGCGUUUUUGAUAACACUCUGAUGCGUUUUGAUAACAAUACUGAAUAUUUAUUAUAAGUCUGGUGAGACUUUUUUUAUACUUUGUUUAUCGAACCUGCCACCUGCCAAUAAUGAUGAUAAUUUCAAAUAAAAAUAAAAUUUUAUUUUUGGUUUCGAGAGCAAAAGUAUUAGCGGAUGGCGGAUUUGCGAAACAAGGUAUAAAAAAGUCGUCUAAUUAUUAACUAUGUUAUGUAGGUCACCCCCAUCGACAAAACGUCACUCACCUGCCACGGCUUUGAAGUCAUAAAGGUGUUGUGUUCUGCUUUAAGUAUUGAUUAGUUUAAAAAUAAUGUAUAUACUUCUUAAUGAGAUGUGCUUUGUUUUAUUACAUUUAGUAAUGCCAAUACCGUAAAUGGUACUUGAUUCUCGUGUUUGUAUUGUGGCUGAUCCUCUGUAGCCUUAUUGCUCAGAUUUGUUAUUUUGCAUAUUAUCAUCAUUCUGUACCCUGUGUUAACAAGCAUAGUGGGAAAAAACAAAUGGAAAAUAAAUAAUAUCACACUUCAA